Molecule: messenger RNA, 1281 nt
Organism: Prunus armeniaca (apricot)
Lineage: Eukaryota; Viridiplantae; Streptophyta; Magnoliopsida; Rosales; Rosaceae
Source: the annotation of a GenBank genome assembly
AUGGGCAAGCGGGUGAAUGGGACAUGGGGACAAUUGGGGUUGGUUGAUAUUUGUAACAACAAAUUUGGAGGGAUAUUGCCCACAUCUAUAGGAAACUUGUCGACCACUCUUGUUGGAUUUGAUGUUAGUUUCAAUCAGAUACAUGGAGGCAUCCCAAAUGGGAUAGGCAAUCUUGUUAACUUGAAUAUUCUGUUUAUGAACUAUAAUCAAUUUACAAGAAACAUCCUUGCUGAUAUUGGGAGGCUUCGAAAAAUAGGGAGGUUGGGUUUGGACAACAACAAAUUAUCAGGGCACAUCCCAUCCUCUGUUGGGAAUUUAACAGAGUUAACCACACUCGAAUUACAAGGAAGUGAUCUCAAGGGCAGCAUCCCUCCAAGUUUGGGGCAAUGUCGAAAGCUACUUCUGUUGAAACUUUCUCAAAACAAGCUUAGUGGUUCAAUAACCCAAAAAGUUUGGGGUCUCUCAUCCUUGUCAGUGGUUUUGAAUCUAUCUCAAAACCACUUGACUGGGUCCCUUCCCAUGGAAGUUGGAAAUUUGAAAGGUCUAAGGUCUUUGGACCUUUCUGAUAACAUGUUAUCUGGGGAACUUCCCAGAAAUCUUGGCAAGUGUGGAAGUUUAGAAGUCCUCCGGUUGCAAGGCAACUCCUUCCAAGGGACCAUUGUUUUGCCUUUCGAAACAUUGAGAGGAAUUCAAGUUUUGGAUCUUUCUCGAAACAAUCUGUCGGGAAAGAUUCCACAAUUCUUGGAGGGUUUACGUUUGCUGAAUUUGAAUAUAUCUUUUAAUGAUUUUGUGGGCAUGCUGCCAGUGGGAGGUGCCUUCAAAAAUACCAGUUCAACUUCGGUUGUUGGAAACAGCAAGCUCUGCAGCGGUGUUGCUGAAUUCCACCUGCCCAAAUGCAACUUUCCAUCCAAAGAGUCCAAGAAAAGGAGGAUGACCCUUGCCUUGAAAUUAAUAAUCUGUAUAGUCCCUGCCCUUGUGUUAAUCAUCCUGGUCUUGUCUUUCCUAUAUCUGCGUCCAUUAAGGAAGAAGCUAAGAAAAGAGCAUGCCCCAAGCAAUUUGGAGAAAAUUUUGCAAGUGUCAUAUGCCGCUCUUGUAAAAGCUACCGAUGGGUUCUCUUUGACUAAUUUGAUUGGUGAGGGCAGUUUUGGAUCUGUGUACAAAGGAGUUCUUGAUGAUGGUGGAGCUCAGUUGGUUGCCAUAAAAGUGUUUAACCUAUUACGUCAGGGGGCUUCGAAGGGUUUCAUAGCAGAGUCUGAGGCUUUGAGAAAUAUCAGGCAUUGA